Messenger RNA from Apis florea (little honeybee), 1837 nucleotides. Its product is annotated as dihydrolipoyllysine-residue succinyltransferase component of 2-oxoglutarate dehydrogenase complex, mitochondrial. Lineage: Eukaryota; Metazoa; Arthropoda; Insecta; Hymenoptera; Apidae. The record is from RefSeq and is a predicted model, not a curated record. Gene Ontology annotation, cellular component: oxoglutarate dehydrogenase complex; mitochondrion. Gene Ontology annotation, biological process: tricarboxylic acid cycle. Gene Ontology annotation, molecular function: dihydrolipoyllysine-residue succinyltransferase activity.
CUAUACCGUAUUGCUUCCUUAUCAUUGCAAGAGUAAAGAACGAACAUCUAAGUUAUAAUUUUCCAUAUUCGAGGAUGGCCGCGAUGUUGUCCAACUGUUCGCGGUUUGUGCCUCGUGUAAUAACAAGAAUUAGUAUAUCACAAACGAAGGUUGUCAGAUCUUUAUAUAGUCAAGAGAGGCAUAUCAACGUUGGGGAUAACCAUGAACAUAAACUAUUAAUUGUAUCAAAUCAUUUUUGUAGGGCACAUUCUAUUUAUCCACACCCAACAUGUGGUCAGCAAGAACUCCCGAUUAUGUACAAAAUAUAAGAAAUUUCAUUGUUGGAUAGACCAAACAAGAUAUAUUCAUUCAACAUCUACUUUAUGGGAAAUGAAGGAAGUUGUAGUACCACCAUUUGCAGAAAGUGUAAGUGAAGGAGAUGUUAGGUGGGAUAAAAAAAUUGGUGAUCUGGUUAAAGAAGAUGAUGUUUUAUGUGAAAUUGAAACAGAUAAGACUUCAGUUCCUGUACCAGCACCAGGUUCUGGUAUAAUAAAAGAGAUUUUUGCCAAAGAUGGUCAAACAGUAAAGUCAGGGCAGAAGCUAUGUGUUAUUGACAUUGGUGCUACUGAUGGAACACCGGGAGCACCUAAAGUUGUUGAAAAAGUUCCAAGUCCUCCACCUAGCAUAACAGCAGCACCACCACCAUCACCAUCACCACCACCACCACCACCACCACCUCCACCACCACCACCACCACCACCACCACCAUCACCAUUAUCACCAUCAUUAUCAUCAUUACCCACAUCAUCAUUACCAUCAACACCUUCUCCUGCAAUUGUACCACCUCCAGCAGCUCGACCGCCACUUCCACAAGGACCUGCAGUAUCUAUACCAGUUGCUACAAUUAAACCUGUUCAAGCAUUGGAAGCUGCAAAAGUACAAUUACCUCCUGAUGAUUAUACACGUGAAAUAACUGGUACCAGAACAGAACAACGAGUAAAAAUGAAUAGAAUGCGAAUGCGUAUUGCAGAACGAUUAAAAGAAGCUCAAAAUACGAAUGCUAUGUUAACAACAUUUAAUGAAAUUGAUAUGAGUCGUAUUAUGGAAUUCCGCAAAUUACAUCAAGAAAAUUUUACAAAGAAAUAUGGUUUGAAAUUAGGAUUUAUGAGUCCAUUUAUUGCAGCAAGUGCCUAUGCUUUAAAAGAUCAACCAGUAGUAAAUGCUGUAAUAGACGGCGCUGAAAUAGUUUAUAGAGAUUAUGUUGAUAUUAGUGUUGCAGUUGCAACACCAAAAGGACUUGUUGUCCCAGUUCUUCGUAGCGUAGAAAAUAAAAAUUUUGCAGAAAUUGAAAUUGCUUUGGCAGCUUUAAGCGAUAAAGCAAGAAAAGGUAAAAUAACUGUCGAAGAUAUGGAUGGUGGUACAUUUACAAUAAGUAACGGCGGUGUUUUUGGUUCUCUGAUGGGAACGCCUAUUAUUAAUCCACCACAAAGCUCAAUUCUUGGAAUGCAUGGAGUAUUUGAUAGACCCAUUGCAAUAAAGGGCGAGAUCGUAAUUCGUCCAAUGAUGUAUGUGGCUUUAACAUAUGAUCAUCGAUUAAUUGAUGGACGUGAGGCUGUGAUGUUUUUAAGAAAGAUCAAAGCUGCUGUAGAAGAUCCCAGAAUUAUAUUAGCUGGACUUUGAGCAUCGUAAAUAUUUUUAUUGAAUCGCUUCAAACACGCCUCUCAUCAUAUCUAAAACAUUUCGUACACGUUGUAUUAUAUUGUGUUCAUCAAAACAACAUAUUCUUAAAUACUUAUUAAUCAUUGUGAUAAAUGAAAGUAAGAAGAGAAAAAUAUUAUACGCGAACGAAAUAACACGA